AUCAAAAAAACCUCCCACUUUCCAAUUCACAGUCUCCAAGCCGUUCCAAAUUCUCAUCCCCAUAUUUCACUACCAAAUUGAAAUUCAAUGCAAGAAACCUUGCCACUUCCAAUUCAAUCCCGUCUUCGGGAUCGGCUGCUCUCAAUUCCAAAUGUUGAAGCAAAACCUAGCCCUUUAAUCCUCCCCCGUCGUCGCUGCCGGCCGUUUGACUCCAUUCGCCGACGAUUCUACCACCACAAACUGCUGAAGACAACAAAUUACUGUCAAUACACUUAGAAUUUUGAGAUAUAUACGUAGUGCUGCUUGCUCGCGCUUCGCCGCCAUUCUAUUGUAUUGUUGCUUGAUUUCACUCAUCCAUCAUCGUUCGCCAAAGCAUUAAAGUUAGUCUAGCGUUCCGAUUUUAAUUCCCGUUCGGUGGCUCCAGUCAAUUUAUGAUUUUAGCGAAUUUGUGAUUUGUGAAUAUGUGAUUUGUCAAUUGUUGAUGGAUAAUUAAUUUUUGAUUUGCGUUUGUGAAUUGUGAUUCGUGAGAUUUAGUUGGGGAUUGUAUCAACAAUUCAAAAUAGAUACAACAUUAUUAAUGAGAUUGUAAUUUAUGAAACCGUUAAACUUAGUAACUUAAACCAUUAUUGAUAGAAAUAUUACUUUUUCACUUGAAUUGAUUCUUUUCAUUAUAUGUUUGUAUCAGUUAUGGAAAAGUACUUUAAACGUAAAUCUGUGUUUCCUUGCGAUGACCAAAAUGUUAAUGAAAGAAAUGUUCGAGAUAAAAGGGAUGGACGUGAUGUUGGAUAUAAAAGGAUGACGAACUUGGUGAUGAAAUGAAUGAAAUUGGUGGAACUAGUCUUGGAGAUGUCCCAAUUGAAACAAAUACCAGGGAUAUUGGGGAUGAAAGGCUUGAAUUUGAUGUUGCGCAGCUUCCUUUGGAUCCUAGAUUGAGGAUUUCAAUACAAAAUUAUGAUACUGAUGUUCGAGAUGUAAUUCGAAGAGCAUAUGUGCAAAGGGGUCCAUGUCAGCCUCGCAAUCAUGAAUUUCCACCCAAAAAAAUGGGGAAUAAAGAUAGGCGAUUUUGUGUUUCAUGGUAUAACGAGUAUCCUAGUUGGUUGGAAUACAUCAUAGCAAAAGAUGUUGUAUUUUGCUUAUACUGCUAUCUUUUUAGCUCAAGUGAUGGUUCAUUUGUUAAUGGUGGGUUCUCAAAUUGGAAAAGAAAGGACAUUAUUAGAAAACAUGUUGGGGCACCAAGUAGUGCACACAAUCAGGCUCGGGUCCGGUAUGAAUCAUUCAAGAAUCAAAGACAAAGCAUUCAAUUGUGUUUCAUUAAACAAUCACAUCAAGCUCGAACAGAGUAUCGAAUUCGUUUAAAUGCAUCAAUUGAUUGUGUUCGGUUUCUUCUACGACAAGGGAUGGCCUUUCAUGGACAUGAUGAAUCUGAAGAUUCAAACAAUUGAGGAAACUUUCUUGAACUAUUACAUUGGUUUUGUGAUCAUAAUGUUGAGAUUAAGGCUGUUGCUUUGACGAAUGCACCUGAAAAUCACAAAUUUACGUCACCACGAGUUUAGAAAGAUAUUGUGAGUGCUAUCGCUUCUGCAACUCUUAAUGUGAUUAUCAAAGAUAUGAAGGAUAGCUUGUUUUCUAUUAUAGUUGAUGAAUCUCGAGACAUUUCAGUGAAAGAGCAAAUGUCAGUUGUUAUACGUUAUAUGAAGAAUGGGCAUGUAUUAGAACAUUUUAUUGGUGUUACGCAUGUUUCAAGUACCACAGCUGUUGCACUCAAGGCUGCAAUUGAUCAAUUAUUCUCCACGCAUAGCUUAAGUUUAUCUAAUUUGAGGGGUCAAGGAUAUGAUGGAGCGAGUGAUGUGAGAGGUGAGUAAAAUGGUCUCAAAUCACUUAUUUUGAAGAAAAC
Messenger RNA from Olea europaea var. sylvestris, 1894 nucleotides. RefSeq names its product zinc finger MYM-type protein 5-like. The transcript has 2 exons. NCBI's taxonomy places the organism in Eukaryota, Viridiplantae, Streptophyta, Magnoliopsida, Lamiales, Oleaceae. The record is from RefSeq and is a predicted model, not a curated record. Bases 816 to 1442 code for a protein of 208 amino acids.